Molecule: messenger RNA, 1600 nt
Organism: Bombus impatiens (common eastern bumble bee)
Lineage: Eukaryota; Metazoa; Arthropoda; Insecta; Hymenoptera; Apidae
Gene: PIG-V
Product: GPI mannosyltransferase 2
Exons: 1
Coding region: 42-1517 (491 amino acids)
Biological process (GO): GPI anchor biosynthetic process
Cellular component (GO): endoplasmic reticulum membrane; mannosyltransferase complex
Molecular function (GO): alpha-1,6-mannosyltransferase activity; GPI mannosyltransferase activity
Source: RefSeq, a predicted model, not a curated record
UAGCAAUAUUAAAUCAAAAUAUUGCUAUAUGCUGUAAUAGAAUGUACGAAGCACGAAGGAAAGUUUUUUGGUUUGCAAUAAUUAGUAGGAUAAUAGUUUUAAGUUUACAAUUCUUUUUUAAUUUUAUAUGUCCUGAUCACAAUGCAGAUGCAUUUAAAGCUCCUACUGAUAAUUCUGAACAAAUUUCAUUAUAUGACAGUAUAGUAACAUUUCUAUUUAGUGGUCUUACACGAUGGGAUGGUGAAUACUUUUUGCAUAUUGCAAAAUAUGGUUAUACAUAUGAGAACACAUUGGCCUUCUAUCCAUUGUAUCCUAUGUUACUUCGAAUUAUUUCUGUUCCUAUAAGAAAAAUAUUCUUUGUAUUAAAUGUUAAUAGUUCUAUACUUAUUACAGCUAUGUUAGUUAAUAUUAUAUGUUUUGUAAAAUCUGCUGUUAUAUUUUAUGAUCUUAGUAAGGCAGUGUUAAAAUCAACAAGUGUAGCUUAUAAAGCAGCAAUAUUGUACUGCAUAAACCCAGCUACCAUAUUCUUUUCAGCUGUUUAUUCAGAAUCUUUAUUUGCAUACUUAUCAUAUUACAGUAUGUUAAGAUCCAUUAAAUUAGAUCCAUAUGUAUCUUUUCCAGUAGGUUUAUCCAUUCUUACAAGAUCUAAUGGAAUGGUUAAUAUUGGUUUCCCUAUAUAUUAUCAAUUGCAAAAUUUGUUACACACUUAUACAGAAAAAAAUGUAAACUUUUCAUUAAAAACACUUUGUCAAUUUAUUUCUAAAAUAGGUACAUUAAAAAUAUUUUGUCUAAUGUUUAAUACAAUAAUUAUAUCAAUAAUUCCACUUGUUUUGUUACAAACAUAUAAUUAUCUUAUGUUUUGUACUCCUAAUUUAAAUCUAACAUUUAUUCCUGAACAUAUUACUAAUUUUAGUAUAGUUAACAAUUUAGUGUUGCCUGGUAAUAAUAAUUUAGAAUGGUGCCAUUCAAAAAUUCCAAUGGCAUAUUCUUACAUACAAAAAAGAUAUUGGAAUAUAGGAUUUCUGAAUUACUAUGAAAUAAAACAAAUACCAAACUUUAUUUUAGCAUUUCCAAUAUUGUAUAUUAUGAUUAGAUGUAUAAAGGAAUAUUUUUUUGAACAUAAGAAGUAUUUUUAUACAUUGGGAUUUAUUAAAGUUAUUGGAAAUGACGUAGAAACUGAAAGAAAAAAGUAUCCAACUGAAAUGUUAGUAUUUGUUAUUCAUGGUUUAUUUUUAACUAUCUUCUGUAUUCUAUUUGUGCACAUUCAAGUAAGCACCCGUUUAAUAAGUUCAGCAAGUCCAUUGAUAUAUUGGUAUUGUGCUUUGUCAAUGUGUUAUUUAUGUCCUAAUAAUGAUAAUAAUUUAUAUGAUGAUAAGGAAAAUGUAUUUUCUAAGUGGAAAGUAUUCUUUUUAACAAAGAAGAAAUAUACUUUGAAGGAUAAACUUAUAUUUUCCUAUUUUAUAGGAUAUGGAGUUGUAGGUUGUUUUAUGUUCUCAAACUUUUUACCAUGGACAUAAUUUUAUAUAUGCACAUAUUGUAAAAAGAUUAUAUAGUUAAUUUAUAAACUUAAAAUGAAUGUAUAUACAAAAAAUGUAAAAUG